Molecule: messenger RNA, 3000 nt
Organism: Oncorhynchus gorbuscha (pink salmon)
Lineage: Eukaryota; Metazoa; Chordata; Actinopteri; Salmoniformes; Salmonidae
Gene: dusp14
Product: dual specificity phosphatase 14
Exons: 4
Coding region: 1143-1772 (209 amino acids)
Biological process (GO): protein dephosphorylation
Cellular component (GO): cytoplasm
Molecular function (GO): MAP kinase tyrosine/serine/threonine phosphatase activity
Source: RefSeq, a predicted model, not a curated record
AACACUGGCAUUGUGUCUUGAUUCAGGAAAUUUCAAGUUCAAGUAUGCUUCCUUGCAGUUCUAUUAGUAGACAUCGGUCAUCUAUGACAGCCAUGCUCUUUGUGACCCUGUAUGGCAGAACAUUUGAUUGCUUUCUGUUGCCCUUACCGCAAGACCCUACUUUGACCUAUGGCUGUGACAUUUUUGAAGCGAUGCAGAUGUUCAUGUCUAUGUUUUCAAAGUACUGCCUUUUGGAGAGAUGUCCCCCUGACCAGCUUUGUGAGGCAAUGUAGUUGAAGUUCUGUAGAAUACCUAGUAGCAAGUCAGAUUUCACCAUAAUUACACAGGGGCUUGGUACUAACCUAUUGUACCCUACCCACAGCUACUUCUACUGCGUUGUUCAGAGGGGAGGCGCUUCAAUAUACCACCUAGGUUCUUGCUUCAGUACCGAAUGUUUUCCUGCGCGACACCGUUGCUGCGCGAACGUUGGAGAGCUGGCUGAAAACAUUUCAUUCGCAUGGAGUUCUCUCUCUGCUGACUUUGACAUUUUUUUUAUUGUUACAUACUUAUUCUUUAAUAUUGUAUUUUAUUUCCCACAAGACUACGACUGUGCGAAUUAUCUGCUUUACCUAAUGUUCAGAGUUUGAAUCAUCUGCAACCGCAUGCCUGGAAUCGUGCGUUAGCAACUCGCUUGGAAAAUCAUCGACUAAGGCAAAGUGAAGUGGUUUGGAGGUGGAACCGGACCAGAAUCUCACCAUGCAGAGAGAGAGAGUCGAGAUGUGCAUCAGGGAAUCUGUGAUGGGCCCUGUAUUGACAUGCCCUGAAACGAACACUGAGUGAUGGGCUGUGUGUUUGCAAUGCAGAUGUAGGAGAAUGCAUUUCUGCCAUGCCGAGUACAGCCAAGCACCAGCCAGAUGGCUGGCCUCAAGUGUGUUUGUUCUUAUUAGCCUCUUCUAUGCUGUGAUGGGGCAACUGGCUCUCUGGCUCCCCUCCAUAGAUGCCUUAAAGGCAUUUUACAGCCACUGAGCCACCACAAUACCUUCCCUGAGGGGGUGAAUCUCCUGCUGUCUGGUUCUGCUGUUCAAACAUGACCUCAGGCUACUGAAGACCUCCCUGUUAUUCCUCCUGCUCUCUCUGUAUCACUCCUAGUACUCUAUUCUCCAAUGGGUUCCCGCAGUCAAGGUGGCUUUUUCCACCAUCACCACCACCACAGCUCAGUGGUGCCCACAGCCGUGCCCAGGCUUCUCACAGAGAACGGCAGUCUGCUAGGGGGCAUUGCCCAGAUCACCCCUAACCUCUUCCUGAGCCGGGGAAAUGUGGCGUCCAACCGAAGCCUGCUGCUGUCCAAGGGCAUCACCUGCGUGGUCAAUGCCACUAUUGAGCUGCCCAACUUCAACUGGCCCCAUGUGGAGUAUGUAAAGGUACCCCUGGCAGACAUGCCCCACUCCCCCCUCUCCCUGUACUUCGACAGCAUAGCUGAUAAGAUCCACAGUGUUGGGAGAAAGCGGGGAGCUGUGCUGGUGCACUGUGCUGCAGGGGUGAGCCGCUCAGCCUCCCUGUGCCUGGCCUACCUGAUGAAGUACCACCGUGUGUCUCUGGCUGAGGCCCACGCUUGGGUCAAGGCCCGCCGGCCAGUCAUCCGGCCCAACGGGGGCUUCUGGCGUCAGCUCAUCGACUACGAAAGGAAGCUGUUUGGCAGGAACUCUGUGAAAAUGGUGCAGACGCCCUACGGGGUGAUACCUGACGUCUAUGAGCGGGAGCGCAGGAAUCUGGCACCCUACUGGGGCCUGUAGAGGAGGUCUGGGGCCUCGCCAAGGGGGGAGGGAAGGCGACGGAGAAGAGAGUCCUCCAGGGCUGCCGGUUCAUGCAUGUUCCCCCAGCCAGAGAUGCAGAGUGAGAUGAAGCGUGUGACUGUCUGUCUUUGUGAAGCUUAAUUAAUGAAUGCAUUGGGAUGUAUGGAGUCUUAGUAAUCAGUCACUACACUGCAGACUGGUUACUGGUGGGUGAUGCUACACUACACCGCAUCAACCCCCGUCUGUCUGUCUCUGAGAGGAAGCAAGGCCUCCUCAAGUCUGGAAUCCUCAGGACCAAAGGAGUAACAGAACCACGACCAAGCCAGACCCCAGAUCAGCUGACAUGGCCAGACCCAGACUGUGACUUUAGAGUCUAGCUUAAUGCCCCAGACUCUGGGAAGGUGUAGGCGGUGCUUUAGACUCAGCAAUUUUGACAGGCAGCGGUGUGACUCACUCAAGUCCUUCCCCGACGUAACGUCAUGUGAUGGUAUUGUGCCAGUUUUGCUGUUGUCUUUAAUGUGAGAACUAGCAGCAGUCCUGCUCUGUUUUGUUUGACAAAUUGAAUUAUGUUCUUAAGAGAGAACUGAAAUCAAGAAAAGAUAUGGGCUGUUAGUGUAUACACAAAGUCCCUACUUACUAUGGGGAUGAUUAUGCAGAAUAUACUGUAUUGGUACUAAUAUUGUACAAUAUUAUGCUAUUUUAGAAUGUCACCACCCUCUGUUAAUAGGAAGACAGUACUGUGUUAGGGGCUUGGGAGAAUCACAGUUUCUAUUUCCCUAUUUUUGCCUCAUAUUGAUGUUUAAGUGAAAUGAGGUCCAAGGAAGAACACAACCAGAGAGUCCUGUGCUUAACCUGUGUACUGCCAUUGAUAAACCUUCCUAAGAAUGCUAUACCUUACACACGAAAAGAUUUGAAAUAAAAUGUUCAUAUUACUGUAGCAAGUGAACAAUGCCCGUGUCAAAGGUGUAAGCAGAAAGCCAAGCUUACAUGAAUUUAGUGCUCUAUUCAAUCUAUCGCUGAAGCGUUACAGAUUGUGCAAUAGAAAUGUAAAGGUAAUUUCCGACUGAGCCAAAUUUGUAUCACGCUGUAACGCUGAACUUGACAUGGAUUGAAUAGAGCCCUUAGGUUAUAAAAACUAAGGCAAUGAAUGAUUAACAAGCUAAUGUAACGGGUUAGCUCAUGCAACUGUUUGUGUGUUUGAAAUGAAUAAUAAAAUAAAUGACUGAUA